This is a messenger RNA of Phalacrocorax carbo (great cormorant), 3867 nucleotides long. The record is from RefSeq and is a predicted model, not a curated record. NCBI's taxonomy places the organism in Eukaryota, Metazoa, Chordata, Aves, Suliformes, Phalacrocoracidae.
CAUGUUUUCUACAGUAAUAGUUCAGUAGUUAUUAGGAAUUCUGCAGGAAGAAGUUCACUCAUCGUAUUUUUUUCAGCUGUAAUUCCAACUUUAGUUCGAGCAGUUCUCUUUUGCACAAAUGCUAUGCAUUUAUGGUGAUGUAUUCCCCUUUAACAGUUAGUGUAUUUCUGUUUCUCUACUACUGUCUCUGAUGCUUCUGUCUUCCUGAUAAAUGGGUGUAAGAACUAUUUUUAGUCUUGGUAAUUUUUGUCUGUUUCAACCGUUAUUAAUCUGCAUCUGGUAAAAAGCAUAAGCUUGUUCUUGAAACUGCUUUUAGAUAUUAUUACAGAACUGCUUUCAUUAUCCCUUUGUUGGUACAAUCUUACAUUGCAGUUUUACUAUUUCAUGUAGCUAAGUGGGAAGAUUCUGUUUCCUAAAUGAACAAUUGGGAACUACAAGAUCUUAGAAUAGAUUAAUUUGGAAGGAAAAGCAACCAACCGAGGGGCAAAAAAACUUCAAAAAAACAAACAAACAAAAAACCCCAAAACUUCCUUGUUAAAUACUUUUUUUUUAAUUAUCUAAUACCUUAACAUAGAACAGUAGGAUGUACAUUAACUUAAUCUACUCUUUGUUUAUUGUUAAAUAAAUCACAUAACAGAGAAAACUUGCUUUCUUAGAAUGCUUCACUGUUGUUAUGUGAUGGAUUUGUUAAUUAAGCUUUUAUUUUGAAUAUUUUUCAUUUUCCUAAGUGCUUCAUUUUGCUAUUUACUUGAUUGCUUUGCUGUUCUCUUUGAGGCCCUUUAAAGAACACCCAAAUACUUCUUUUCGUAGAAAACUUUGCACCUACAGCAGUGGCCAAGAAGGGCAAAGGAACAAGUUAAUGAUUGUUCUGUACCUCCUCUAACCUUGCCCUUUGUAACCGGCAGCAAAAGUGAAAGAAUUCUGAUGAGGGUCGUUGUUCGGUUGUGGGUUUUUUUUUUCGGUCCCAUUGAUAUGAGGCAGACUUGCAUCUGUUAUCAGAACAGAAUGUAAAUACUGGAAUUUGUUCUAAAGAUUGAUGGAAAAUAGAGAUGAAACCAGUAUCUGUUUUUGUUACUUUAUUACUAAACCUGGCCUGAUUGGAUACUAAUUCCUUAGGGCAAAACUAUUGAAACCUGAAAGGAGAGCCCUACUUAGGAAGAGAUGACAUGUAACGGCCCAGAUAACUCGGAAGCUUGUGCCACUCCAGACAGUGACUGUGACCAAGAAUGGGCACAGGAACACUAUCGACUAGGAACUUUUGUUGAAUUUCCACUUGGCUGUCCAGUUUCAGGAUCAGCACUAGCACGAGCUGGGUUUGUUUAUACUGGAAAAGGUGACAAAGUGAAGUGCUUCAGUUGCCAUACAACUAUUGAAGGAUGGGUGCCUGGGGAUUCAGCAGUUGAGAGACACAAAAAGCUUUCUCCAAAUUGCAAAUUUAUUACUGAAUCUACUUUUCUGGAAAAUAACAUGGAUCCUCUCGCCCAGAACUACCAGCAGAGAACUGAAAAUGCUUCCAGCAGUUCAGCCGUCCCAUGUGUUCUGGGUGACCCAUCUGAUGUGGAGGCAGAUUAUCUUUUGAGGACUAGGCAGGUUGUGGAUAUGUCAGAUAACUGGUAUCCUAAAAACCCCGCUAUGUGCAGCGAAGAGACAAGAUUAAAGUCUUUUCACAGUUGGCCCCUCGAUGUCCAGUUGACGCCAAAGGAAUUAGCUAAUGGUGGCUUCUAUUAUACAGGUGUUGGUGAUCAAGUGGCAUGUUUUUGUUGUGGUGGACAAUUGAAGAAUUGGGAACCUGGUGACAGAGCUUGGUCAGAACACAAGAGGCAUUUUCCUAAGUGCCUUUUUGUCCUGGGCCGGGAUGUUGGAAAUGUUCCAAGUGAAUCUAUUCCUGCUGAGCUCGGGAGAAGUGGUCUGAACAAUGCAGAGCAUCCAAGGAAUCCAACUAUGGCAAAAUAUGGAAAACGUUUAGAAACGUUUUUAACUUGGAUAUAUCCUGUUGACAAGGUGCAACUUGCUGAAGCUGGGUUCUACAGCAUAGGUAAUGGUGAUCAUGUUGUAUGUUUCCACUGUGGUGGAAGAUUGGAAGGAUGGAAGGAAAAUGAAGACCCGUGGGAAGAACAUGCCAAAUGGUUUCCUGGGUGCAGAUUUGUGAGAAGGGAAAAGGGGCUAGAAUUUAUAAACAAUGUUCACUUGAGAGAUGGAUGUAGGGAUUCAACAACAGAAGCUACUGAAGGGACAAUACUUCCUAAAGAUGAUCUCUUACAGAAUCCUUUGGUACAAAGUGCCAUAGACAUGGGUUUCAGUUUGUCUGAGAUUAGGAACACCAUGGAAAAGAAAUUGCAGAUGUCUGGAGAAAGUCACACAUCUGUUGGGGAUCUGGUAGCAGACUUAAGUGCUCAAAAAGAAAAUACAAGGGAAGAAGAACCAAAUGAAAUCCCAGUUGAGCAAGAUGAGCUUAUUCAAUUGCAAAACCUCUAUCUCAGUACGGAAGAGAAGUUAAGACGCCUGCAGGAAGAAAAGCUGUGUAAAAUCUGCAUGGCUAAAGACAUAUCAGUCGUCCUCCUUCCCUGUGGUCACCUAGUUGCCUGUAAGGAAUGUGCUGAAGCACUUGAUGAAUGCCCUCUGUGUCGUACAAAUAUUAUGAAAAGACAGGAAAUUUUUAUGUAUUAGUGAAAUACACAAUACUGCGGAUGCAAACGUUUCCUGCUUUAUUAUGUGUAAUGUAAUGUAAAAAAUGGAGUUAAUGCCAGGAUGCAGUCAUAUGGCAUUAUUUAGAUUUUUCUGCUGUCAAACUCUCCAUACAUUUUAUAAUUUUAAAAAUUAUUUUAAGUGAAUUUUUAUAUGUAAAAAACAAUGUUGAACGGCACAUAUAUAUGUACUGUAACUUUGAUUCAUAGACCUGAUUUGGGAAAGCCUAAGCUUUAUUUAUGCAAUCAUUCCUUUGCUUCACUUUGGGAGGACUCUGUAUGACUGAAGAUUAUGCAAAUACAGUUGUAUAAAGAGUGGCCCUGUAUAAAAUAUUUAUAUAAUUUUUUAAAUUCACUUGUGUACAUAUAUUACCUGAGAUUUUUACUUUUCAAAGUAGUGUAAGAUUGAAAAUGUUAUCUUAUUUCUGUAACUUUGAAUUAUGUCACAACCAGAGAAUACACAUAAACCUGCUGCUGCAGUAUUUCACCUUAUGUUUGCUACUGUUGCUCUGUAAGAUUGUCUAUUUUGAUAUAUAAUUUCUAUCUCCCCAUUUAUACUUUUUCUGGUUUAGAUGUAUAAAUUGGCUUCAGUAGAGUGGUUUUAGCCAUCCAUUUUUCACAAAAAUCCCUCUGUAUAUAAAAUAUACAUUAACUUAAUUCCUGAAGAGAGAGCUCAACAGAAAAUAAGGUGAAUUUACUACCAUGUGUCUGUCACGGAGGGAGUGGUUUCAUUUUAAAAUUGUUCCCCCUACACAAAAAGGUGUUCAUCGUUAUGGUUUUUUUUCUUGGUUGGUUUUUUUUUAACAUUUAGCAUUAUCCUAACUCAUUUAUCUGCUGAUGCUUUGCAGUGUUUCUGCUUGUCUAUUUUUUUGUAAGAGAUUAAACUCUGUCUCCAUUAAAAUGCUUUCUUUAAUGCACUUGUAAUGUUAGAAAUCUUUCACUUCUGUUCUUGUCAGUAUGCAGCAUUUAAACUAAAAAGUUAAGAACUAUUCUAGUGAGAGUCACCUUAAAAUACUUAAACUUUCUUACUGGACUGAUCCUCAGUUCUCCAAUCGAAGUCUCCAAGUCCAGUACACAGAAAUUUAAUGUCUACUUUCUUCUACUUUUUUAAAAUGUGCUGUGAUUAUAUGCUGGUGUAAUGUUGUGAAUAUUUAAAAUAAAGUGCAACCCACUUGUUCCUUGA